Penicillium taxi is the source of this 1785-nucleotide messenger RNA. Its product is annotated as FAD-binding oxidoreductase. Gene Ontology annotation, biological process: lactate catabolic process. The record is from RefSeq and is a predicted model, not a curated record. The transcript has 5 exons. Lineage: Eukaryota; Fungi; Ascomycota; Eurotiomycetes; Eurotiales; Aspergillaceae. Gene Ontology annotation, cellular component: mitochondrion. Gene Ontology annotation, molecular function: D-lactate dehydrogenase (cytochrome) activity; FAD binding; D-lactate dehydrogenase (NAD+) activity. Bases 1 to 1785 code for a protein of 594 amino acids.
AUGGUCCGCCCACCUACCCUUCAAGGCGCAUUGCGCAGCCUUCGCGCUCGCCCAGUCAUCCCGCGGCAGAGGUUCUUCGGUGUCUCGGCCAGAUGCUACAACGAAAAGACACAGGCGUCCUUCAAGAGCCAGCUGUAUGAGAGCACGCAGCAACGCCUGAAACGCGAGCGCGCCGAUCAGGAACGCUUCGCUCAGUACCAGACCGAGUCCACUGGUGGUCGGUAUGCUGCCUUGUUGUUUGUGUUGGUUUUCUUCUCUACCGGCUCCUACUAUCUUGGCUCGCUCAAACCGGCCGCCCUACCUGAAUCCUCAACGACCAGUCUCUCCGAUCUCUCCGAACUGAAGCACAAUGUCUCCCAGUCAAACCUCCAGGCCGCGUGGGCGGAUUUCGUGGACAUCCUGGGCAAAGAGCAUGUCUCCACCUUGGAAGCAGACCUGAGAGCACAUGCAGGAUCAGACUGGUCGUCCUAUUCUCUCAAGGAGAAGGAAAAGUAUUUUUUGGUUCUAUACCCCAAAACCACUGAGGAGGUCUCCGCCAUUAUGAAGAUCUGCCACAAGCGGGUCAUCCCAGUCACCCCCUACUCCGGCGGCACAAGUCUGGAGGGCCACUACGCGCCGACGCGCGGCGGAGUCUGUAUUGAUUUCAGUCGGAUGGAUCAGAUCAUUCAGUUGAACAAGCAUGACAUGGACGUGGUCGUCCAGCCGGCAGUGGGAUGGCAAGAUUUGGACGAGGUGUUAGCCGCGGAUGGUCUCUUCUUUCCCCCGGACCCGGGCCCUGGUGCUCAGAUCGGCGGAAUGGUUGGUACAGGCUGCUCUGGAACCAAUGCAUACCGGUACGGAACAAUGCGUGAAUGGGUUCUGUCAUUGACAGUAGUCUUGGCCGAUGGAACGGUUAUCAAAACCCGUCAGCGUCCGCGUAAGUCUAGCGCCGGAUAUGACCUGACCAAGAUUUUCAUCGGCAGUGAGGGCACUCUCGGUCUUGUGACUGAGGCUACGCUGAAGUUGACGGUGCGCCCCCAAAACGAGAGUGUGGCUGUUGCCAGCUUCCCGAGCAUCCAGAAGGCGGCAGAGUGUUGCACCGCUGUAGUUGAGGCAGGAAUCCCCGUGGCCGGUAUCGAGAUUCUAGAUGACGUGCAAAUGAAGUGUAUCAACGACAGCCAGAGCACUUCCCGCCAGUGGAAGCCGGCUCCCACGCUCUUCUUCAAGUUCUCUGGAACGCCUGCAGGAGUCAAGGAGCAGAUUAACAUAGUGCAACAGCUGGCCUCCAAGGCUUCUAGCCAGUCUUUCGAGUUUGCCCGCAGCAAAAAUGAAAUGAAGGAACUUUGGAGUGCCCGGAAAGAUGCUUUGUGGAGUGUCUUAGCUAAGAAGAGAAGCCCUGAGGACCGUGUGUGGACCACCGAUGUGGCCGUGCCGAUGAGCCAACUGCCCGCUAUUAUCGAGGAUACCAAGAACGAUCUGACCAAGAAUGGACUCUUGGCCGGAAUUUGCGGUCACGUCGGUGACGGUAACUUCCAUUCUAUCAUUCUAUUUAACGAGAGUGAAAAGAAGGUGGCAGAGGGUGUGAUUCACCGUAUGGUAAAGAGAGCGGUUGAAUUAGAAGGAACAGUCACCGGAGAACACGGCGUUGGAAUUGUCAAGCGCGACUAUCUCGCACAUGAACUUGGCCAAACUACCGUGGAUGCCAUGCUUAGGUUGAAAUUAGCAUUCGACCCUCUUCGCUUGCUUAACUGCGAUAAGGUCAUUCGGAUUGAGCAGCCAUCACCGGGCGAGAUUAAAGAAUGGUAA